Corythoichthys intestinalis (scribbled pipefish) is the source of this 991-nucleotide messenger RNA. RefSeq lists its product as uncharacterized. The transcript has 2 exons. Bases 58 to 717 code for a protein of 219 amino acids. Lineage: Eukaryota; Metazoa; Chordata; Actinopteri; Syngnathiformes; Syngnathidae. The record is from RefSeq and is a predicted model, not a curated record.
AAUUGCCAACAUACCCGGUUGCACCCCCCCCGUCAACGGGCUUGCAGUAACGAGACAAUGAGACACAAGUGGUUGAUACAAGAGGCUGCGGAUUGGUCAAGACGCAAGCAGCAGGCCACAACAGGUGGUUCAUCAGUGAUUCCUAAGGCCAACACAACUCCAGAUUUCAACACUCUCCCUGAAGAGGCCACAUCCCAAAUUCCGGCUGAAUCGGCUUUGGCUGAACCCAGCAGUAAUGGCGCCAUAAGCAAUAGUGGUCGAACCCAAAGCCUCCCAGAAAGUAGCAGCGUCCCAACUCCGGACAUACAACAACCACCACCCCCUGACUCGCCUCCCCCUCCUCUAACACCCCCUCUUCCUUCUCCUCCAUCGCUUCCACCUGGAAGCCCCGAACUCCCCCCGCCACCCCCAAACGUCCCUCUUCAGACACCGCCAUCACCUAAACCCUCUCCUACCCCAAGUCCUCCUGCAACUCCGCCUCCUCCCGAAAACCCCAUUCGCCCGACCGACCGCAACCUUAAAACGCUGCCCCGCCUCAUCCUGCGAGAGAAUGGAGGUCCCCCUGCUGGGAUAAAUGAGGACGAGGAAGAGAGAAAGAUGCUGGAAGAGGAUCUAAGGAAAUGCAUUGAUGACUUCAAAAAGAUCCGCAUGCCCAAAGUGUUUCCAGAUCGCAAGAGGCACUGGCAAAAUGACUUGCUCAAGAAGUACAAUGCAUAGCGUGAAUCCGUUAUAUGUCUGUUUUCUACCAAUGAACUGUAGAGUACGCAAUAUUUCCUUGGUGCUUGCAUCCACUUUUUAUGACCGCUAUUGGAAUGUAUAAAAUACUACAGCUCUAUGAGUAGAAGGUAUCAGCAAUGCAAAAAAGGUGUUCAUUGUGCAGACUGCUAAGCACUAAGCUAGUCUACUAGUUUACAAGUUUGCCCAUCGCACGCAAAAAAUGUCCUUCCUUUUAGAUUCUAGAGUGACCUGCGUUUGUUUUCAAACAUUAAAU